Aspergillus pseudonomiae is the source of this 819-nucleotide messenger RNA. Its product is annotated as SDR family NAD(P)-dependent oxidoreductase. The record is from RefSeq and is a predicted model, not a curated record. Gene Ontology annotation, molecular function: oxidoreductase activity, acting on the CH-OH group of donors, NAD or NADP as acceptor. Lineage: Eukaryota; Fungi; Ascomycota; Eurotiomycetes; Eurotiales; Aspergillaceae. The transcript is spliced from 3 exons. Bases 1 to 819 code for a protein of 272 amino acids.
AUGGCUGGUGUUCCAGGAUUACUCGCUGGCAAGGUUUCCAUCGUGACUGGGGCCUCCUCUGGUCUGGGUCGCGCAAUUGCACUAGCAUUCCAUAAACAUGGGGCGACGGUCGUCUGUGCAGAUCGCAAUGCCUCGAGCAAGGUGUCACAACAACCAACGCACGAACUCAUCCAGGCUGGCGCGGGACAGAGUAUCUUUGUCCCAACCGAUGUCACAAAUGCCAGCAAUGUGAAGGACUUAGUCCAAACUGUGGCUGAUAAGUUCAGUCGUGUCGAUGUAAUGGUGAACAACGCAGGCGUUGCUCCGGAAGCAUCAAACCCAUGUCCCGUCAAUAACACGACUGAAGAGGUCUUCGAUCUGACAUGGCAGGUCAAUGUGCGAGGAACAUUUUUAGGGUGCAAAUAUGCUGGAGCGCAGAUGCUUCGGCAGCCGAGGAUUGCGAGUCAUCACAGAGCAGGCGCUAUCAUCAAUGUAUCAUCGGUCCUGGGCCUGCUCGGCCUUUCAGGGACGCCGGCAUAUGCAGCUUCAAAGGGUGCGGUGAUUGCCCUAACGCGCGCUGUCGCUAUGGAUUACGCAGCUCACGGAAUUCACUGCAAUGCCAUCUUACCGGGGUUUACGCGAACGCCCAUGAUCGCCACGAUGACCGAGAAUAGCGAAUUUGAGAAUACAUUGAAAGAAUGCCAUCCGCUCCAACGAAUCGGAGAUGCGGAAGAGAUCGCAGAUGCGGCGGUCUUCCUGGCGAGCCAAUACUCUAAGGGUAUCACGGGGGUUAACCUGUCGGUGGAUGGAGGAUUACAUGCUCAACUCCGGCUGAAGUGA